Lodderomyces margitis is the source of this 2286-nucleotide messenger RNA. RefSeq lists its product as uncharacterized. Bases 1 to 2286 code for a protein of 761 amino acids. The transcript has a single exon. NCBI's taxonomy places the organism in Eukaryota, Fungi, Ascomycota, Pichiomycetes, Serinales, Debaryomycetaceae. The record is from RefSeq and is a predicted model, not a curated record.
AUGUUAAUCACACCACUUUUUCUACUCAUUGUUACCCAUGUGGGUCUAAGUAUUCAACAACAACAAGGCCAUUAUUACCCACCAACAGAUCAUACCCUUGGUGACGAGGAAAUCGUCAAACGAGGAGUUCAGGAAUUGCAUGAUAUUGAUGCUGCCACCGAUUUGAAUGAAUGCUUAACAUGUAAGACUAGAUUGCAAGUUGGUAAAUUUUUAGCCUUGACAAGACCUGACUUGGUUCCACAAGUGUUCUCAACUUGGUGUGUUGAACUGGGGUAUGAUGAAAUACAAUGCCAUAUAAAUUAUGGCUAUCCUGAUGAUAGCUACUCGGCAACUGGUAAUGAUUUCACCAAAAUGGUUAGCUUGAUGAAUCCAUCUGGUUUGGAUGGUGAUUAUUUCUGUUACUACCAUGACAAGAACUGUCAUGUUUUGCCAGAGACACCAAUGGUGGACAUGAGCAAUAUGUGGCCUCCAAAACCGAGGAACUACUUACCCCCUGAUAAUAGUGGCGAGGUGUUUCAUGUUUUGCACAUUAGUGAUAUUAACUUGCAAUUGGAUUACCAAGUCUUUGCUGAAGCAAACUGUACUCAAAGCUUGUGCUGUACAUCAGAAAGUCGCAAUCUCAAGCACCAGCCACCAUCAGUCAAUGAGAAUGCUGAUAUGGAUGGUUAUUACGAUAGCAGCUACAGCAAGAACCAUUUUGAAAAGGGGAGGUAUUUAGAUAUAACCAAGAUCAAAAAGCCCACAUGGUCACCUGCAAGACAAUUUGGAGAAUAUACUUGUGAUACCCCUACAUUGUUAUUGAACAGUACCAUGCAGUGCAUUCGCGAUUUGCAUCAAAACCAUUUAUCAUUUGAGUUUGCCAUUUUCACCGGUGGAACAGUUGACCAUUCAGACAGAUACUUCAUGACCAAGGAUAAGAUUAUAAAGUCUCAAGAAACAAGUUAUAAAAUCCUCAAACACUAUUUAGACAACGUCGAUGUGAUUCCAACCUUUGGCACUCGUGAUAUUUUCCCCAUGAAUCAGUUGCCACAGAAAAACUUAAGCAUCAAUUCAAAUGGGUAUCAAUGGCAAUUUGAUUUGCUAGCCGAUAUUUGGCUGGAGUUGGGGUGGAUAGAUCAUGAUACCGCGAAACAAAUCAGGUAUUCGCAAACUGGGUUCUCAUUGAAGACCUCACUUGGCUUGAAAAUUAUAUCAUUAAAUUCCAAUGUUUGGAACGUCAAGAACUUGUACGCAUUUUGGGAUGUAUUGAAUGUUGACUCAUACGGCGUUUGGAAAUUCCUAAUCAACGAGUUGGUGGAAGCAGAAAAGAAUCAUGAGCGAGUAUGGAUAAUUGCCCAUUUACCGCCCAACCAUCAAACGCUAGCACCACCAAUCAAAGUGUUCACGCAGAUAAUUGCUCGUUUCUCUCCCAAAGUUAUUGCCGCUAUCUUUUUUGGUUGCAUCCAAUUGGAUUCAUUUGUAGUUCAGUAUGGCGGUGAUGGCACUAAUGAGCGUGAAUUGCAAAAUGCAUUCAACCACGCAUUGAUUGGUCCUCUGAUUAGUCCCUAUGGUGGUGUCAAUCCUGCUUGGCGGUAUUAUGCUGUUGACAAGCAAAGUUUCAGUAUAAUAAACUCCUUCACUUAUUACACCAAGCUUUCCAAUUGUUUCCAUAACGAUGGAGCCGAACCCAAUUGGGACUUUGGUUAUUCUGCUAGGGACGUCUAUGACCCUGAUCAACUAUGGCCACUGGACUGGGCGUUGAGCACUGAGUGGUGGCAUCAUGUCAGCAAUAGGAUUUCGACAAACCCAGAAUUGGAGCUAUUGUACCAGCGUUUGGAGACAAGGUGGUCGCCAUAUACUUUUAUUGACAAAAAUAAUCAUUGCAAAGUCAGUAGUUUUUCACUCGAGGCUCGCAAACAAUGCAUGGUGACUGAAGAUCAGGAUGAUUAUGUUGAGCCAAGGGUACCCAAUGACUACAUUCCAAUUGUUCAUGUUGCUGAUAAAUCAGUUGAAUACGUCGAAGUAGAACCACAAGAUGACGAGGAAGAACGUGAUGAUGAUGAUGAUGAUGAAAGCCUCGAAAAAAAUAUUGACAAUUGGGAAGAUUGUGUCGAGGAGGAAAAUAAUUCAACUACAAGCUCUAUCACCAGCACUGCUGGGUCAUCAAUAUCUCCGACCGCCAAAACUUCUACUGCUCCACCCAUCCCUAAACCCAAGAACCAGAAACAAAAGGGCAAAUCGCUUCACUUGAAACAAAAAUUGAAUAAAAAUGUCAAUUACGCAAAACAACGAGUUGUUCAGUUAUAG